This is a messenger RNA of Mauremys reevesii (Reeves's turtle), 2378 nucleotides long. RefSeq lists its product as uncharacterized. The transcript has 9 exons. The coding region runs from base 546 to 1484 and encodes 312 amino acids. The record is from RefSeq and is a predicted model, not a curated record. Lineage: Eukaryota; Metazoa; Chordata; Testudines; Geoemydidae.
GUCUCCUUCUCGAGGUCUCUCCUUGAGGACUGAGAGAGAAUUCACUUUCACGUACGUGAACGCAAGGAGGCUCCUCUUUGGAUUUUUCUCCUUUUCUUUUCUUGAUUUUGCUAGAACACAGACGUCCCUGUAUAGAAGCCAGUCGAUCGCCCUUGUGUCAUCACCCUGCCUGCUGGCUGGGCAGGGUAACUCCUCAGGUCACCACCCUCUCCAGCCUGCCUUGGGCUUGGGGAGUGAGGAGGUGGGCGAGGGACAUCUGCUGACCCUGAACAUCCGCCAUCCAUCCUACCAUCACCUAGAGCAAGAUGGCCAGGCUCCUGAGGAUGUUCGGGAAGAAGGCUCUGCAGGUGGCCCCAGAGCCUGAGGGAAGCAGCUGCCAUCUUCCCACGGGGCAGAGCCACCUCUCCGUCCCCGCUGGCAGGGAAGCAGCUCCCGUCCAGGCCAGAAGGUGGAAGUGCCCGGCCUUCUGGUGAACAAAACCAGCUCCCGGCGCAGGCGCCGAGCUGGGAGAGGCCCCGACCAGGCCCAGAUGGAGCUGGUUCAGGAUGCGGUUUCGCAGACAGGACCCAGCCCAGGAGGGGCGCCGGGCAGGGAGGCUCUGGGGCUUGUUGUGUGGGCAGCAGCGGCCCCAGGAGCCCAGCCCUCAUUCCCAGCAGGAGGCAUCCCCCUGCCCGGUCACUGAGGAUCUUCCAGCCCCCUCAGACCAGGAGGUGGAAGAUCCCUGCCCCAGCACCAGCAGCUCAGCAUGGGACAGCAGCAGCGCCUGGGACUCUGUCAGCAGCGACACCGAUGGACGCUGCUGCUUUGUUCCAGGGACCCCCAGGGAUUCAGAGGAGGAGAAAUGGCUGGGCAUGUCCACAGAUGAAGCUGCUCUCAAGGUCAUCAGAGAGCAGCUCCAGUGCAGAGAAAAGGAUGAGGGGCAGCAGCUCAGGUUCCUGCAGGCCAUCUACCCCGUGUGUCUUGCUGCACAGGACAGAGGGCAGGACACGCUGGAGCUGCGCUGCUGCAAGACGGCUGUGGUGGAGAGGAUUGUGGAGCUCAUUGAGGAGCUUCCUAAAGACUCUGCACCCAGUGCCAUCCUCACCAACUGCCUGGCUGCUGUGGGCAACCUCAGGCUCUGCUCAAAGUCAUGCCAGAGCUCCUGGAUGCCAUGCUGGGGAACCUGCUGGCAGAGUCCCCAGAUGCAGAUCGGCUCCACUUCAACUUGGAGCAUGUCAACCUCUGGAUCGUGUCCAGGGUGUCCCAGGAGAGAGCCAGGGCCAUUAGGAGCAACACGGCCCUGCUCAGAUAUGCAGUCAUGCUCCCUGAGUUUGAUAUCUCAGCAGAGUUCCCUAGGAUGGGUCACCACGUGGCACAGCUGGCUCUGUUUGUCAGUGACCCAGACAAGGACAUCAGCCGGCAGGCCAGGGAGGGGACUUACCGGCUCUACCAGCUGCUGCUCCAACAGAGGGGUAAGGAACCCGCUGGCAGACGGAACCCAAUAGGGGACUGAGAGUGACCCCAGGUGGAUAAUGGGACCCCAGACAAUUUCUCUCAGACUGACCCCAGCUGGAGGACAAGUCUCUCUCUGCCUCUGUUCUUCUCCACUCCACUGUGCAGCCACCAAUGGGAUUGGAAGGACACAGAAACUGCAACCAGAAUGAUCAAAGUGUCUCUCUCUCUUCCAGGGCUGACCAUACACAAGGCAGAAGAUCUGUGGUGCCACGACUGACACCAGGACAGCAGGCUCCUGGGCUAUAAGAACACAGCCAGGGUGGGGGAGGUAAGGACACUGUGGCAGGGUAUGACACAGCUCAGGGAGUGGGGCUGGCUGGGAUGUGGAUGUCUCCUGGAGACAGGACGAGAGCCCACUCCUUAUUUCCAGCUCAGAGUUCCUCACCCAGCACCCAGUGGGACAGGCUGGUGCUAAAGGUCUCACAUUGGAACCUGGCUAGUUGCAAUGAUUUGAGUGUCUUACAUGGAGCCAUUGCUACGUGGCAUAAGGAGAAUCCCCGGGUGGGUGAGUUAAUAUAGGAUUAUGGCGCUGGGUGUCUCUCUGCUCCUUGUCCCCCUGGCUGAUCCCCAAGUGUCUGAGAGGAGAGCACUGGGUCAGUCAGUCACUAUUGCUUGAUGAGACCCUUGUUUACUUCCCUGCACCCUGUAGAAGCAGAGAAAGGAGGUGGGGUUUGUCCAAUUCCAUUGCCAGUCAGGAAGCAGAAUGCCCCAACCUGGGAACUGGGUAGGGGACACAGUGAGCUCCAGAGCCAAUAUGGACUAUAUGCGCCCUCCUCGUGUCUCCAGACCUGGCCAGGGAAUGGCAGAGUAUCUGGACCUCAGACACUGUUCCAAAGAAGAACAUUAUCACUGACCCAAGUUGCGGCUACUUGCUGCACAAGUAG